Molecule: messenger RNA, 4435 nt
Organism: Sorghum bicolor (sorghum)
Lineage: Eukaryota; Viridiplantae; Streptophyta; Magnoliopsida; Poales; Poaceae
Product: L-type lectin-domain containing receptor kinase IV.2
Exons: 2
Coding region: 177-3986 (1269 amino acids)
Biological process (GO): protein phosphorylation
Cellular component (GO): plasma membrane
Molecular function (GO): protein kinase activity; ATP binding; carbohydrate binding
Source: RefSeq, a predicted model, not a curated record
UUUGUUACCUGGUUAUUGUGUUGGCCAAGUUGUUAUCAGACCGAAAAUCCGCGUUUGACUCGCUACAGAAACGAGAAGAAAGUGUGGAUCUUUCUUCCAUUUUUAUGUGAUCAUAGAAAAAAGAAAUAAAAUAGUCAAUUAGUAGUUGCUUUUGCAGUUCUACCUCAAAUGUGUUCAUGUCCGCUUGCUUGCCUGAGACACAAAUCCUGCCACCUACACAUUGCUGGUGUUCUGCUCCAAGUGGGAAGAGAUCGAUGCGCGCCACUGCCGGCCUCCCGUUUCUUCUGCUUCUCUUCCAUCUCCAUGGCCUCAGCCAUGCGGCGGCGCCAGCAGCCGGCGGCGGCGGUGACGGCCAGUUUACCUACAACGGCUUCACUGGCGCGGGGCUCGACCUCGAUGGCAUGGCCGUGGUGGAGCCGGACGGCAAGCUCAUGCUCACCAACGUCACGUCCCAGUUGAAGGGCCACGCGUUCCACCCGGCACCGCUCCGCUUCCACGACAGGGCGUCGGCGGCGUCGGCGCAGAACCGCACUGCCCGGUCCUUCUCGACGACCUUCGUGUUCGCCAUCGUCUCCGACUACGUGACGGUGAGCGGCAACGGGCUGGCCUUCUUCGUCGCGCCCAGCAAGAACCUGUCCGCGGCGUCGCCCAGCCAGUUCCUCGGCCUCUUCAACAACCAGAACAACGGCAACGCGACCAACCACGUCUUCGCGGUGGAGCUCGACACCAUCCUCAACCCGGAGUUCCGGGACAUCAACAGCAACCACGUCGGCGUCGACAUCAACGGGCUGGUGUCCCUCGCCGCCGAGCCCGCGGGGUACUACGCCGACGACACGGACGGCCCGGCCUUCAGGAACCUGUCCCUCUUCAGCGGCGACGCGAUGCAGACGUGGGUGGACUACGACGGCCGGGCCGCGGUGCUCAACGUGACGCUGGCGCCCGUGGAGGCGCCCAAGCCCAAGAAGCCCCUCAUCUCCGUGGCCGUCGACCUCUCGGCGGUGGUGAACGACACGGCGUACGUCGGCCUCUCGUCGUCGACGGGUCCGUUCCACACGCGCCACUACGUCCUCGGCUGGAGCUUCGCCGUGGACGGCGCUGCGCCGACGCUCGACUACACGAAGCUCCCCAGGAUGUCUCGCGUCGUCACCAAGCGACAGUCCAAGGCGCUCGACGUGGUCCUGCCGGUGGCCAUGCCACUCCUCGCGCUCGCGGUCCUGGCCUGCGUGUCCCUCCUCGCGUGGCGGCGGUUCCGGUACGCGGAGCUCCGGGAGGAGUGGGAGGUGGAGUUCGGCCCGCACCGGUUCGCCUACAAGGAUCUCUUCCACGCCACCGAUGGCUUCGACGGCAACCACCUCCUCGGCGUCGGAGGGUUCGGGCGCGUGUACAAGGGCGUCCUGCCGGCGUCCAAGACAGAGGUCGCCGUCAAGAUCGUGUCGCACGACGCGACGCAAGGGAUGAAGCAGUUCGUCGCGGAGGUCGUCAGCAUCGGCCGCCUGCGUCACCGGAACGUCGUGCAGCUGCUCGGCUACUGCCGGCGGAAAGGCGAGCUUCUCCUGGUGUACGACUACAUGCCGAACGGCAGCCUGGACAGGUGGCUGUACGACCACGGCACGCCGCCACUGAGCUGGGAGCAGAGACUCCGCACCAUCAGGGGCGUCGCCGCCGGCUUGCUCUACCUACACGAGGACUGGGAGCAGGUGGUCAUCCACCGCGACGUCAAGGCCAGCAACGUGCUCCUCGACGGCGAGAUGAACGCUCGGCUCGGCGACUUCGGGCUGGCGCGGCUGUACGAGCGCGGCGCCGGCCCGCAGAGCACGCACGUGGUGGGCACAAUGGGGUACCUCGCGCCGGAGCUCGCGCACACCCGGCGCGUGACGCCGGCCACGGACGUGUUCGCGUUCGGCUCCUUCGUGCUCGAGGUGGCGUGCGGCCGGCGGCCCAUCGAGCGCGGAGACAACGACGGCCGGUUCUUGCUGGUGGACUGGGUGCUGGAGCUCUGGCACAUGGGUGCGCUCGCCGACGCCGCGGACACGCGGCUCUGCGGCGACUACCCCGCAGAGGAGACCGAGCUGGUGCUGAAGCUGGGCCUGCUGUGCUCCCACCCGGUGCCCGCCGCGCGGCCGUCGAUGCGGCAGGUGGUGCAGUACCUCGACGGCGACGCGCCGCUGCCCGAGCCGCCGGCGUCGUACCAGAGCUUCACCGUGCUGGCCAUGAUGCAGAACCAGGGCUUCGACUCCUACGCCGCGUCGUAUCCGUCCUCAUCAGCGACUGUAACGAGCCAGUACCUGGGCAUGUUCAACGGCACCGACAACGGCGACGCCCGCAACCACGUCUUCGCCGUCGAGCUCGACACCGUGCGCAACCCGGAGUUCGCCGACAUCAACAACAACCACGUCGGCGUCGACGUCAACAGCCUCAACUCCACCGCGGCCGCGCCGGCGGGGUACUUCGACGACGACGACGACGGCGACGGCACGUUCCGGAACCUGAGCCUGAUAAGCAGGGACCCCAUGCAGGUGUGGCUGGACUACGACGCCGCGACGGCGGAGGUCACCGUGGCCAUGGCCCCGGCGCGCCGGCCCAGGCCCCGGAGGCCGCUCAUCUCCACGAAGAUCAACCUCUCGAUGGUCAUCACGGACACGGCGUACGUCGGCUUCUCGUCGGCGUCCAGCAUCGUGCUUGUCAAGCACUACGUGCUCGGCUGGAGCUUCGCGCUCGACGGCGCCGCUCCGGCUCUCGACUACGACAAGCUGCCGAAGCUGCCUCGCAUCGGCCCAAAGCCACGGUCCAAGGCGCUGACCAUCGCGCUGCCGAUAGCCACCACGGUGUCCGUCCUCGCAGCGGUCGGCGUCGCGUGCUUGGUCCUCCGACGGCGGCUCAGGUACGCCGAGCUGCGCGAAGACUGGGAGGUGGAGUUCGGGCCACACCGGUUCGCGUACAAGGACCUGUACGACGCCACCGGUGGCUUCAGGGACAAGCGACUGCUCGGAGCAGGCGGAUUUGGCAGGGUGUACAGGGGCGUGCUCCCGGCUUCCGGGACCGAGGUUGCCGUGAAGAAGGUGUCUCACGAGUCCAGGCAAGGGAUGAAGGAGUUCGUCGCCGAGGUUGCCAGCAUCGGCCGUCUCCGGCACCGUAACCUUGUGCCAUUGCUCGGCUACUGCCGGCGCGAAGGGGAGCUCUUGCUGGUCUAUGACUACAUGCCAAAUGGCAGCCUCGACAAGCACUUACACUGCCAUGGCGGCGACGACAAGCCCGUCCUGGAUUGGGCUCAGAGGCUUCACAUCAUCAGAGGUGUGGCGGCAGGGCUACUCUACAUGCACGAGGAGUGGGAGAAGGUGGUUAUACAUCGAGACAUCAAAGCAAGCAACGUGCUCAUCGACGGCGAGAUGAACGGGCGGCUGGGUGACUUCGGCCUUGCGAGGUUGUACGACCAUGGCACGGACCCACAGACCACGCAUGUGGUCGGCACCAUGGGGUACCUGGCCCCGGAGCUGGUGCGCUCCGGCAAGGCGACCACACUCUCCGACGUGUUCGCCUUCGGCGCGUUCCUACUGGAGGUUGCCUGCGGCCGGAGGCCCAUCGAGGAGGAGGAGGAACAUGACGCCGCCGCCGUUGGGGUUGGGGACCGGUUCGUGCUCGUGGACUGGGUGCUCGGGCACUGGCGCAAGGGCUCCAUCACCGGCGCGGUGGACACUAGGCUUGGCCUGGAGUACGACGCCACGGAAGCCGAUCUGGUGCUGCGGCUGGGGCUGGCGUGCCUGCACCCGUCGCCGGCGGCGCGGCCGACCAUGCGGCAGGUCACGCAGUACCUCGACGGCAGCGCGCCCUUGCCAGAGCUGCCCGCGACCUACCUGACGUUAGACACGCUCGCGGGCAUGGAGGGGCACCACUCUCUCUUCGACUCCUGGUUCGUCUGGCGUCCAACCUCGACGGCGGCGACGAGCGUCGCCACCAUGUCUGGAAUCGCGCUCUCCGGCGGCAGAUGAGAUGACACGGACAGGUACGAGUCCGCCCUUUGGAGUGGAGGCUGCGAUUGGGGGAGCGAUGCUAAUUGUGAUGUUCCACUGCGAUUUGGCGUGAUGCUAAUUUUGAUCAUAUAUGGAUAAUCUUAUCGAGUAGUAUUUGUUUGUUCUUAACACAAAAUUUGUUGAUCACAAAUUGUGGUAUCCCACUGGAUGAGGACAAACAACCCUAAUCUUAAUCCGUUCUCUAGGUAUGCUCUUACCAAACUUCUCAGUCAGAGUACAUGUGCGUCAGAGUUCUAUAUUGUAAUUACUAGUAUCUUGAAAAUAGAUAAUAGUUCACUAACUUUAUGUCUAUGUGUUCUUCUGUGCUAUAGUGUCAAGUGUCAAUCGAGAGAGAGGUAGGGAGAAAAGUUUUAACGACAGGUAACAUGUUUCACAGCACAAACUAAUAUGAUUGGAAAUUCCUCUUU